Molecule: messenger RNA, 1363 nt
Organism: Filobasidium floriforme
Lineage: Eukaryota; Fungi; Basidiomycota; Tremellomycetes; Filobasidiales; Filobasidiaceae
Exons: 5
Coding region: 115-1275 (386 amino acids)
Biological process (GO): RNA 3'-end processing
Cellular component (GO): nucleolus; TRAMP complex
Molecular function (GO): poly(A) RNA polymerase activity; mRNA binding
Source: RefSeq, a predicted model, not a curated record
CCCCUACACAGCUCUUUACCACCGAAACCUCCUGCCGGACCGACCUACACCGGAGGAUACGACUCUCCCUUACGUCCAGCUUCCCCGCUCAAUAUCAGAGGUUCUGGAGAACCGAUGCAACUUCCUCCUCCACCUCCGCCUCCUGCUCAGAAAUAUUUGUCUCACAACCUUAACAAUAACCACAACGAAGCCUCGUCCUCAUCUUCUGGACAAAAGCGAAAUAAGCAAGCCGAUAGGCCAGAGAAGGGUAAGGAAAGGAAAGACAACAAGCGAAAGGCAGACGUAUUGAGCGAGGAUGACGGCGAGUAUGAUGAAUACGGAUAUAAUUCGAAGAAUCAGGGUGGAGAAUAUCUGCCAUGGGUGACCGAUGUCGAGUGGUUCAACGAAGAUAUGGGAGGACCGGCGAGCGUCUGGAAGCUGUUCAAUCAGGAGAGCAGAGCUGCAGCUCGUUGGCUAGCGCCGACGAAGCAUGAGCACCACACGAGGGAGAUGCUAGUCGAUUUGAUUUUGGAUACCAUCAAGAGAGAGUUUAGGAACGAUGCUCCUCAAAUGCAGAUCGAACCGUUUGGGAGUCAUGUCAACGAGUUGUAUUUGCCAGGAGGGGACAUCGAUAUCGUGAUUGUCAAGGAGACCGUACCUGGCAGGCUGGUCAGAGGUAUCACAGCCAUGUUUAAACGGAUCAUCUCAGCUCUACGAGUCAACCGAAUCAUCCCUGGCGGACCGUGGAACGAAGCCGGCAUACAGAUGAUCACCCAGGCCAAAUGCCCCAUCAUCAAGCUGAAGACGCUUCAAGGAAACAUCUCGGUCGAUAUCUCCGUCUAUGACGAUGGCGGAAUCAGAGCGUCACGGAUUGUCGGAGGUUAUUUGAAGCAAUAUCCUGUCGCUCGUGACCUGGUGCUUUUAGUCAAGGCUUACAUGAGGAAAUACAAGCUCAACGAGGUGUUCUUGGGAGGUCUGGGGAGUUAUUCGACCUUUUGUUUGGUCAUCAGCUUCCUUCAAAAUCAUGAGGCGAUUCAAGCCAAGGAGAUCGAUCCGUUGCGAAACCUCGGUGUUUUAUUCCAGGAGUUUUUCGAGCGCUACAGUACUUUCGAAUGGGACAGGUACGGUAUCUCCUUGAGGGACGGAGGAAGGCUGUUCCGUAAGGAUGCGAAGGGAUGGAUCUACGGUUAUCAGGAUCCCAGAAACAUCGCAAUCGAAGACCCGCAAGAUUCGUGUAAGCCAUUCUUGCUCCUGUUGCCCGAGUUCAGCUGGGCUGACAAGCCGAUCAUACGAUAGCCAAUAACAUCUCCAAGGGUUCUACCGACAUCGGGAGAAUCUUUGCGUGCUGGUCCCGAGCUGUCACUAUCUUAGAUCACAAUAUCGA